Umbelopsis ramanniana AG is the source of this 898-nucleotide messenger RNA. RefSeq lists its product as uncharacterized. The transcript has 3 exons. The record is from RefSeq and is a predicted model, not a curated record. The coding region runs from base 18 to 641 and encodes 207 amino acids. Lineage: Eukaryota; Fungi; Mucoromycota; Umbelopsidomycetes; Umbelopsidales; Umbelopsidaceae.
CUUCUAUUUUUUUCACCAUGGCUCAAACCAAAAUAACAACCCAUUCCACCGAUGGUCAUACUGCUGUAGACUCGCUUCCAGUCACACCUUUAUCGCUGAAAGUGCAACGACAGUCAGGUAGCUCUAACUUGAUCGAGAUCUCCCGCAAGAUCCUGGAGCAACCGAUCGAUCUGAUCAUCAACAUGUCACAAGACGUUUUCACACAAGAAUCGAAGCUUAUGCCAAAAAGCACUAUUGGAAAACACAUACGUCAUAUGUCUGAUCACUUUCGUAUCCUACUCUCCAAUCCCGACUUAAGCUGCAAUGAUUUGAAUUACGAUUUAAGAUCUCGAAACGUUGCUGCUGAAACGGAUCCAACCGCCACCAUCCAAUUGCUUAGAGACUUGGAAUCCCGUUUGUCUACUCUUGAAGAUAUACCAUUCAGCCAGAAAGUUACACUCACAGCUACGAUAGACCCCAAUAUGCCACCGGAACAAUAUGCUUCUAGCCUCGGACGCGAAUUAUGGUAUUGCUGUAUACAUGCAAUUCAUCAUUAUGCGUCUGUGAAGACCAUCUGCUUGGAGCACGGAUUGGAUGUGCCCGAUAGUUUUGGUGUCGCUCCCUCAACGCUACAGCAUGCUCAGGAGUCACACCACGACUGAUGUACAAAUUCUUCUUAAUCUAGGAUAGUUGUUUUGAACGGUUAUGCUUUUUACACAGCUGUGUUCUGCCAUUGAUCACAACGAACAUGACAUUGGAGUAAUCAUCAAUCAUUUCUUCGGCAUCUCUUUAUAUGUGUAAUUUACUCGAACUUUACCCGCUAUUUUCAUUGAGAAACCGCCUUACGUGAUUUUACAUAAUUCACUUUUUCUAAAAGCCAACGUUCACUUAACAAUAAUGCGAUAGUAAGGAGAGGUUG